AUAUUUCAGAAAGGGGCUCCAUUUAGUGAGUGAGUCUUUCCCCGACGGCAACACUCUCCAUCUCCCCAACCUUUUCCAGCUCCAUGAUGGUCCUGCAUGUCUCCGAGGCCCCCUGGACAGCAGCUGUGACAGUGUUACUGAUGGUGCUGAGCAAUCCCAUGGUCCAGGGCAGGGCUACUCCAGAGAAUUACAUGGUUCAGGCACGGCACGACUGCUACGCGUUUAACGGGACGCAGCGCUACGUGAACACAUACAGCUAUAACCGGGAGGAGUUCCUGCGCUUCGACAGCGAGGUGGGGGAGUACGUGGCGGUGACGGAGCUGGGGCGGCGGGUCGCCGAGUCCUGGAACAGCCAGAAGGACUACAUGGAGAUUAGACGGGCGGAGAAGAACACGCUGUGCAGACACAACUACGAGCUGGGUGCGCCCGUCCUCCUGAAUCGCCGAGUCCAGCCUAAAGUGAACAUCUCCCCUUCCAAGAGGGGGCCGCUACAGCACCACAACCUGCUUGUCUGCCAUGUGACAGAUUUCUAUCCAGGCAGCAUUCAAAUCCGGUGGUUCCGGAAUGGACAUGAAGAAACAGCUGGGAUUGUGUCCACCGAUCUGGUCCAUAAUGGAGACUGGACCUUCCAGAUCUUGGUGAUGCUGGAAAUGACCCCCCAGCAGGGCGAUGUCUAUACCUGCCAUGUGGAGCACCCCAGCCUGGAUAGUCCUGUCACCGUGGAGUGGAAGGCAGAGUCUGAUUCUGCCAAAAACAAAAUGCUGACCGGAGUUGGGGGGUUUGUGCUGGGAUUCAUCACCCUUGGAGUGGGUAUCUUCAUGCAUAAGAGAAGCAAGAAAGUUCAACAAGGAUCUCGAUAAACAGGGUUCCUGAUCUGAACUGAAAGACUAUGUGUGCCUUAGAACAAGUAUCUGUCUGUUUCUUUAGCCCCAGAGGCUGAUUCUGGGACAGACCCUCAGCUUCCCAGGAGGAUGUUAAUGAAAACUAAUUGCUGUAAACCAGUUUCUGUAGCUCUGCUCUCUGAUUCCAUGCACAGCUUCUUUCAUGGGGCCUCCAACCAAGUUCACAUGUCCUUAACGCCAUAAAUAAUCAAAAUCCAA
Trichechus manatus latirostris (Florida manatee) is the source of this 1100-nucleotide messenger RNA. Its product is annotated as HLA class II histocompatibility antigen, DP beta 1 chain. Gene Ontology annotation, biological process: immune response; antigen processing and presentation. The record is from RefSeq and is a predicted model, not a curated record. Gene Ontology annotation, cellular component: MHC class II protein complex; membrane. NCBI's taxonomy places the organism in Eukaryota, Metazoa, Chordata, Mammalia, Sirenia, Trichechidae. Bases 84 to 860 code for a protein of 258 amino acids. The transcript is spliced from 6 exons.